UUUAUAGUGUGAUGCACUGACACUAGAGUGCAGACCAUUCAAACUUCGAACAUUGAACGGAGGUGCGAACUGCGAAGAUCAACGCGACUCGAUUUCACCAACUCCUGACUAAAUUUGUGGUUUUUUGCGGCUUUUCCUUCUCUAAACCUAGUGUGGAAAAAUAACAGUUGUUUCACUGACGCAGCAAGAGAAAGGAAGAGUGCCAUUUAAGGGUUUCCACAGAUGGUUGCAUAUUUCGUGGGCCACAUGAUAUUGUCUUCAAAGACAUGCCAUCAUCUUCUUCUGCCACGUACCAAACUGAUGAAAAGCUUUGUUGCUUGUUUCUUUCCCAUUCUUCAAGUUUGGGAAACAGAAAGCCAACAUGUUUUUUUUUCUUGUGGCCAAAUCUUUGUAUCUAAAUCAGAUGUCAUUCUGAAAAACCACACAUUAACAUGACACUUAAUACUCAGCAAGUGACCCUAAACAUGAUAUUUGCCUAGAUUGAUGCCAGCAAUCGAAUUGUAUUCAAGAAGAUUGCAACAUCCUUUGGGAAUAUGUGUGGAUUUGCGUUCUUUUCAUUUUGCCAAACUAAAAUACGUCUUAUGAAGCUAAUUGUGAAUACCAUAGUCACAGAAGCAGUCACUAAAACUUCUUGAGAUAGUUAUUAUGAGCACUCAAAGGUUUGCAAGGUUAAUAAACAUCUUCACAUGGUUCAAGUGGAUGCUUAUUGUGAUCAAGAACUCCAUAUGAUAUCCCCAAUUGUAUUAGUAGUCUAUCCAACCUUUUGGACUUGGAUUCUUUAGGGGCUAUACUUGAUUUUGGUAAAAAGCAUAGAAUCAUACUCAAAAGGUGAGUCCAUGAGUGGUAAACGCAGAAGGUAUGAAUCUUCAUGGGACAUGAAACAAGACAAAAUCCCUCCACCAGAAUCCAAUGAUUCUAGGAGGCCAUCUUGGGAAGGAAACAGAAAAGUGCCUAGAUAUGAUGACAUCAGCAGAGACAACAAACAUAGGACUUUUGAUGGUGAAUGGGGAAAACAACAUACCACAUACAGGGAUCGAAGCAGGAGUCCCAUUCAAAGUAGGAGCAGGAGUAGAGGCAGAGAGUGGGAAAGUAGGAGGAGCCCAUUUUAUGAUGAUAGACACAAAUCUAAUGACUAUGGAGAUGAUGUAAGAUACAAUUCAAGAGGUGAUAACAUGAAAGAAAGUUGGAGGCAUAGAUCUGAUCAUCUCUCUGGUGGUGGUUCCAGAUACAGCAGAUUCCCUCACCAUAAAGAUGAUAGAAAUCAUCAUCAUCAUGAUGAUGAUGAUGGUGAUGAUGACAGGUGUCGAUCAAAUCGAGUUACUAAAAUCCAAUGCAAGUUUUUUGCUGUGGGUAAAUGCUAUCGUGAUAAUUGUAAGUUUUCUCAUGAUGCUUCUGCUUUAGACUCACAAGAUUAUGAUCGAAGGUCGCAUGACAACAUUCGGGCCCACAAGAACAGCACAUGGCAUCAUCAUCAUCAUCAUCAUGAUCAUGAUCAACAGCCACAUGCAUCAGAUUUGUCUGAAAAGAAAAAGUCAUGGGGUGGUCCUACAUGGGAUGAUGUGGAAUCAGGUGGUUUUGAUGAAAACAAGAAAACAACAUGGGAAUGGGAUUCUCAUGACAAGAAAAAGUCAUGGGAUGAUGAUGAUGAUGAUGAUGCAUCAAACCCUAAUUUUGAUAACAAAAACAGAUCAUGGAAUGGUCCUUCAUGGGAUGAUGAUGAUCAUGAAAAAACAAAGUCAAAGUCAUGGAAUGGUCCAUCGUGGGAUGAUUUAGGAUUAAACAAAAAAGGUUGUGAGAAAAAUGAUUACUUUUUGCCUAAACAACAUAAUGUGGCCAAUGAUUCUCAUAUAAACAAUGAGAAUAUAGUUUCUGAAGAAGAACCCAACAAACAAAUUCUUACAUCUGUAGAAGAACAAGUUGAGGAAUUAGUUGGAAAUCUAGCUGAGCAAGAACAAGAACAUAUCAACACUGAAAAAGUCGAAAAGGGUAGUAUUGGAAAUGAUGAAAAGUCUACACAACAAUGUAGGGAAAUAGAUACAAAUCGGAGUAGGAGUAGAGAUGAUGAUGGAGAGAAAUCCAGUGGAUAUGGUAAUGAUGUAAGAAGUAAUUCUGGAGGUGAUAAUUUGAAAAAAGAAAGUUGGAGUCAUAGACAAGAUUACUCAAGAUCCAGCAGCCAUAAUAGAAAUUCAAGGAAUCAUUAUGAUGAUGGUGAUGAUGUUAAAGAUGACAGGUGUCAUCAAUCAAAUCGAGUUACUAAAAUCCAAUGCAAGUUUUUUGCUUCAGGUAAUUGCAAGCGUGAUGAUUGUAAAUUUUCUCAUGAUGUUUCAGAUGCACGGAAUUAUGAUCGUGGGUCACAUGACAACCCUCGGGCCCACAAAAAGAUGACAUGGCAUGAUGAUGACUUGAAAGCAUCAGAUUUGUCUGAAAAGAACAAGUCAUCAUGGAAUGGUCCUACAUGGGAUGAUGUGGAAUCAGGCAGUUUUAAGAAAACAACAUGGGAAUCUCAGAAUUGUGACGACAAGAAAAAGUCAACAACACGGGAUGACAUGUCAAACCCUAAUUUGGAUAACAAAAACAGGUCAUGGGAUGAUGUGGAAUCAGGUGGUUUUAAUGAAACCAAGAAAACAACAUGGGAAUCUCAGAAUUGUGAUGACAAGAGAAAGUCAACAACACGGGAUGAUAUGUCAAACGUUAAUUUGGAUAACAAAAACAAAAACAAAAACGGGUCGUGGAAUGAGGUAGAUGCAUCAAAGUCAAAUGCAAAAUCAGGGAAUAAUAUAGAUGAAAAGUCAAAGUCAUGGGUCAAAAAGGAUAAUAAUAGUAAUAAUAAUAAGAUGAGAAAUGAGAAGAAUGAUCACUUUUUGCCUCAACAACAUAAUGUGGUGGUGGAUGAUUCUGAUUUAAAGAAUGAUAAUAUAGUUUCUGAAGAACCGAAUCAACAGAUUCUUACAACAGAGCAAAACCUCACGAAUGCCAUAGAUUACCUUAAGUCACUUCCCAAUUCUACUACACACAAUCAAGAGGGUAAUAUUGGAAACAAGAUUGAAAAUGGGAAGACUCCAAAAAAGAAGCAGGAGGAACCAGUUGGAAAACGAAAUGCUAAGCAAGAAGAAGAACAUGAAAAGGGGAAAGAGGGUAAUAAUGGAAAUGAUGAAAAGUGUAUGCGACAAUUUAGGGCUGCCCUUGUGGAAUUUGUGAAGGAGAUUCUGAAGCCGAAAUGGAAAGAAGGUAGGAUGACAAGAGAGGUUUACAAAAGUGUUGUGAAGAAAGUAAUUGAUAAAAUCACAACUACUAUUCAACAAGUCCAAAUCCCUAAAACACAACCAAAGAUUGAGCUGUAUCUCUCACACUCCAAACCCAAAAUCACCAAGCUUGUGGAGGCAUAUGUUGAAAAACUUGUAAAGGCUUAGCUUAGCUAGCAAAUGCUUGAGAAACGUUUUGGAAUUGGAUGUUGUUUUAUAGGAGUAGCUUCAGAAAUUAAAUAUGCGUGUAUAGCAUACCUGCAAGCAAAAAGUGUUGUUGAUCCUUACAAUUUGUAUUUUGAAUUGUGCUUUUUAGUUUGAUAACCCUCAAGGUUGAAAACAUGUCCUGUGCAACUAACUGCUUUUGUUUUUUAUUGUUUCUAGAAAAAUCUCAAUUUCCGUCAA
This is a messenger RNA of Lactuca sativa (garden lettuce), 3647 nucleotides long. RefSeq lists its product as uncharacterized. The record is from RefSeq and is a predicted model, not a curated record. NCBI's taxonomy places the organism in Eukaryota, Viridiplantae, Streptophyta, Magnoliopsida, Asterales, Asteraceae. Gene Ontology annotation, molecular function: metal ion binding.